CUGUUGACUUGCCUCUGUGCUCAUCUGUGCUUCCCUUUAGAGGAUUUCCUAAGAAUGCACAGGUGACAAGUGUUCACACCUCAUGGGGAAAAUGAGCCAACCGGGAUCAGCUCGACUUAAGAUGAAAAGCCAAUCGUGAGGAGUGUCUGGGGGUGAAACGCAAAGAGUAAGAUUUGAGAAACACAGUAAUUUUCCCAAAACUGUGAAAGAAGCUGGAGCUGGACCAGAGGAUGAGGUUCACUUAAGACGGGUAAACAGCUGCCUCUGCAAUCUUCAUACUCGAUUAAGAUGGGGGAUUAUAACUGGACAUUCUCUGGCAAUGAUAGCGGCACAUCCUCUGCCCCCACUGUUUCAAUUCACAACAACAACUCCUCCCCAGGAACUGAAAUGCCUGACAGUGUCACCACUUAUGCCACUGCUGUCGUCUUCAUUAUUAUAUUUAUUGUUGGUCUCCUUGGAAACACGUUGGUUAUUUACGUGGUGGUCCGAUAUGCCAAGAUGAAGACUGUGACCAACCUGUACAUUCUCAACUUGGCCUUGGCUGAUGAACUCUAUAUUCUCGGCAUUCCCUUUCUGUGCACUCAAAAUGUGCUGUUCUACUGGCCUUAUGGGGAGUUCCUGUGUAAAACGUACAUGACAGCUGAUAUAAUGAGCCAGUUUACCUCUACGUUUUGCCUUACGAUGAUGAGUAUUGAUCGUUACCUGGCUGUGGUUCACCCUAUGAGGAGUGUCAAGUGGAGAAAGCCAAAGGUGGCAAAGAUACUCAACGCAAUGAUGUGGGUAGUUUCCUUUCUCAUUGCUUUGCCAGUAACAAUCUUUUCAAAUGUUCAAGACAAUUUUAACAACUGCAACAUAACAUGGCCCGAGCCCAAUAACUUGUGGUCAAAUGUUUUCAUCCUCGUCACGGCCAUCUUGGGUUUCUUCGGUCCAGUAGUGGUAAUCUGCCUGUGCUACCUCCUACUUGUCAUCAAGGUCAGGUCAGCAGGUGCAAAAGCCGGGCUAACAAAGCGUCGAAAGUCUGAGCGUAAGGUGACCCGCAUGGUGGUGAUCAUUGUUCUGGUUUUCGUCCUGUGCUGGCUGCCAUUUUUUACCACCAACAUCGUCAACCUGGUUUAUACAAUCCCUGAGAGCAGCUUUAAUAUUGCAAUCUACUUCAUUCUGGUCAUAUUAACCUAUGUCAACUCGUGCUCCAAUCCCAUCCUCUAUGGCUUCCUGUCUGAUAACUUCAAGCAGAGUUUCCAGAAGGUGCUCUGUUUCAACAAACCCACUGAGGGCAUUACAAUGGAUCAGCAGGCCCUCACACCAAACCUAGAUCGAGCAUUGCCCACCCAAGUCCCAGCUUCACCGAGAGUAAAGAAUGGUACAAUGGGUAAUCAGUGCAUUCAAAUGGAGAGGAGUGCCCAAACCAACAAUGAGCAGUUGAAGUCCUCCAUGUUGUAAACUUUAAAAUUGGACAAUUUCAAGUUUUUUUAUUGGACUGGGGAUGCACCCUAGUCUAUGUGACUAAAGAUACUGAGAACACAUGGAACCAAUUUGUACAGUUCUUUAUAUUGUACUAUACAUUUGUUAUGUGUCUGGUUGUAUUGACUUGUUAGU
This is a messenger RNA of Periophthalmus magnuspinnatus, 1596 nucleotides long. RefSeq names its product somatostatin receptor type 5-like. Gene Ontology annotation, biological process: neuropeptide signaling pathway; cellular response to glucocorticoid stimulus; regulation of insulin secretion. The coding region runs from base 289 to 1440 and encodes 383 amino acids. Gene Ontology annotation, cellular component: neuron projection; membrane. The transcript is spliced from 4 exons. The record is from RefSeq and is a predicted model, not a curated record. Gene Ontology annotation, molecular function: neuropeptide binding; somatostatin receptor activity. NCBI's taxonomy places the organism in Eukaryota, Metazoa, Chordata, Actinopteri, Gobiiformes, Gobiidae.